AUGUUGAUGCCACGUCAAUCGACCUACCCUCAACAGCAGGCGUCUGGGACGUACGACUCCUACCCGCAGCCCUCGGCGCACCUGAUCUCGUCUCUCCAACACUGCGUCUCAUCCACCGCAUCGUGCGUGUCCACGAUGAAGGAAGCGAUCGACACACUUGAAUUUGCGAUCCAGGACCACCCGCGCUUAAUGACGGUGCUCAAAUCACAACGACACUUCGACCUUGUCUCCCAACGCGAUAUCGAGGUCGCCCGAGAGCACGUUGCGGGUGAAGUUCGACCGCACGUCGAGGAACUCUGUCGUCGCGCAGCCGCCGAGAUUGCUAGGGAAGACAGACGCGCCGUCGCGCUCAAGAACCGCACCGAAUCGCUACAACAGCGCAUCGCAAACCUGAGAAGCAUCGACGAACACCAGGCCAAACUCGCCAAUCACGAACCUGAGGCGAAGGACGAGAAAGACCAGAGAGAACAGCAAGCCUUGCAGCUGAGGCUCGAGGAGCAGAGACAGAGACUGGCCCAGUUGAGGGCAAAGAAGGAUGCGCUGUUGGCCACGGCGGACAAGUUGGAGGGGGAGAUCUCGGGCCAUGUUUAG
Messenger RNA from Kalmanozyma brasiliensis GHG001, 591 nucleotides. Its product is annotated as DASH complex subunit Spc19. The coding region runs from base 1 to 591 and encodes 196 amino acids. The record is from RefSeq and is a predicted model, not a curated record. Gene Ontology annotation, biological process: attachment of spindle microtubules to kinetochore. The transcript has a single exon. NCBI's taxonomy places the organism in Eukaryota, Fungi, Basidiomycota, Ustilaginomycetes, Ustilaginales. Gene Ontology annotation, cellular component: DASH complex; spindle microtubule.